Molecule: messenger RNA, 1308 nt
Organism: Penicillium manginii
Lineage: Eukaryota; Fungi; Ascomycota; Eurotiomycetes; Eurotiales; Aspergillaceae
Product: MIP/aquaporin family protein
Exons: 4
Coding region: 1-1308 (435 amino acids)
Biological process (GO): water transport; glycerol transmembrane transport
Cellular component (GO): plasma membrane
Molecular function (GO): water channel activity; glycerol channel activity
Source: RefSeq, a predicted model, not a curated record
AUGAGUUCCUCAAAGGAUCGUGGCCAAGACGGCCCAGAUGGCGUUGCGGAUGGUGAUUUUCCAGAAUACGAAGCACCUAGCGGUACCCAAGAGGUUGGAAGCAAGAAUGAAGGUAGUGGAAAUAAUCCGACUUUCAGUCUAGCCGGCCCUGGCGCGCAUAACCCGGCUAGUAACGCAUACAUUGGCGACCAGUACAUGGAGCACAACCCGCAAUAUGGAAAGCAGAAUGAGAGCCCUACGUGGAGUCUGGCUCAGCCGCUCCCUCAUAUCGUUCGGCCGGGCAUGCAGCAUGAUACACUACCAGAAGAUCGAAAAGAGGAUAAAGAGAGCAUGAAAAAUGGGCAUGGGGCUGCUGGCGACAACGCUCAGGAUAAAUGCGAAGACGGAUUCUUCAAUAGCUGGAGUCGAAUCCGCCAUUAUCUCCGGGAACCAUUGGCUGAGUGGCUUGGGACAACCGUUGCAAUGACAAUCGGACUAUGCGCAACGUUAUCGAACUUCACCUCAUCCAGUCAAGCAGGAAGCUACACCUCGCAAAGCUUAGCCUGGGGCUUCGGAUUUAUGGCAGCAAUCUACAUCACGGGUGGUAUAUCAGGAGGCCACCUAAACCCAGCCUUCUCAAUCGCAAUGUCUGUAUUCCGAGGCUUCCCCGCCAAAAAGUGCAUCCAAUACAUAGCGGCGCAACUCCUCGGAGCUAUCACGGCCGGUGGCAUCGCCUACGCAAUCUAUCACGACGCAAUCCUCGAGGUUGCUGCUGCGUCAAACCUUCCACAGAACGCCAGUGUCGCUGCCCAAGCCAUGAUCACAUCACCGAAAUCUUUCGUGCACCCUGCUACGGCGUUCUUCACGGAGUUUCUUGGCAGUGCGAUCUUGUUCGGCGCUAUUGUUGCCCUUGGUGAUGAUACUAAUGCACCCCCUGGUGCGGGUAUGCAGGCUUUUAUCUUGGGAAUUCUCAUUUCAGUUGUUGUUCUUGCUUUGGGAUAUAAUACUGGAGGGUGCUUCAAUUGUGCAAGAGAUUUUGGCCCUCGACUUGUUGCCCUUAUGGCUGGGUGGGGUGGACAACUGUUUCGAGAAUACCACGCAUGGUGGGUGUGGGGGCCGUGGUGUGCUGAUAUUAGCGGUGCACUGUUUGGCGCCUUGAUCUAUGAUUUGGCCAUCUUUACUGGUGGUGAAAGUCCCAUUAACUACCCCCCGCGCCGACGGAAGAGGGCUUUGCGUGUGCGAAAGCUCAAUCUGAGAAAAAAACUUGGACUUGGGCCCAGGAAGAAGACAAAGGAUCUUGAGAAGUCUGUCUCAGAGGUUAAUAGCUGA